Molecule: messenger RNA, 276 nt
Organism: Dovyalis caffra
Lineage: Eukaryota; Viridiplantae; Streptophyta; Magnoliopsida; Malpighiales; Salicaceae
Source: the annotation of a GenBank genome assembly
AUGUCUAGCCGAAGGUCACGAUCAAGGCAAUCAGGUAGUUCAAGAAUCAGUGAUGAUCAGAUCCUUGAUCUUGUUACGAAGUUGCAACAACUUCUUCCUGAGAUUCGCAAUAGGCGUUCUGACAAGGUUUCAGCUGCCAAGGUCUUGCAGGAGACAUGCAACUAUAUUAAAAGCUUGCAUAGAGAGGUUGAUGAUCUUAGCGAGCGGCUGUCCGAGCUGUUGGAAACAACUGACACUGCCCAAGCUGCAAUAAUUAGGAACUUACUGAUGCAAUAG